AUGGCAUCAUCAUACAAGACUACACCACCAAAGACGACCACUUACGAGCUGUCAAAUCCCGAACCCGGGGUUCUGCUCGUGCAGAUCUGUCGUCCCAAGGCUAUGAACUCGAUUCCUGUCGCAGGACAUUGGGAAGGCGAAGCUGUCUGGAAGUGGUUUGACCAGGAACCCAGUCUAUCUGUCGCAGUCAUCACUGGACAAGGCCCGAAAGCCUUCUGCGCAGGCGCCGAUUUGAUGGAACAACGUGAUAGAGGUGCUGCUAAGGAUGAAACUGUUAAACCACAGAUUGGACCUGUGGGAGGCUUCGCAGGGCUUAGUCGACGAUUGGGUAAGAAGCCGGUGAUCGCUGCAGUGAACGGCUUCGCACUGGGUGGUGGAUUUGAGAUUUGUCUUAAUUGCGAUAUUGUCAUCUCAUCGCCAAAUGCCAAGUUUGGUCUUCCGGAAGUUCAACGUGGGCUCUACGCUGGCGCUGGCGGAUUGUCCCGCAUUGUUCGCACCUGUGGAAUACAAAUCGCCACUGAGCUUGCUUUGACAGGAAGAGCCAUCAGUUCUGCAGAAGCUCAAAAGUAUGGCGUCGUCAACAAAGUCUCUCAGAGUCCGGAUUCGCUCCUUCCCGAAGCUCUUGCUAUGGCGAAAGAGAUUGCGUCUCAUUCACCAGACGCUAUCAUCGUCACACGUGCUGGUUUGAGGGAAUCCUGGGAGACGGGUAGUGUUGAGAGGGCCUCCCAACUCACUGCGGAGAAGUACCAAGAUGCCCUCAUGUCAGGAGAGAACUUGAUGAUUGGUCUGCAAGCGUUCGCCGAGAAGAAGAAGCCGAAAUGGGUCGCCUCAAAGCUAUAA
Aureobasidium melanogenum CBS 110374 is the source of this 840-nucleotide messenger RNA. Its product is annotated as enoyl-CoA hydratase. Gene Ontology annotation, biological process: fatty acid beta-oxidation. Gene Ontology annotation, cellular component: mitochondrion. The record is from RefSeq and is a predicted model, not a curated record. The transcript is spliced from 2 exons. NCBI's taxonomy places the organism in Eukaryota, Fungi, Ascomycota, Dothideomycetes, Dothideales, Saccotheciaceae. Gene Ontology annotation, molecular function: enoyl-CoA hydratase activity. Bases 1 to 840 code for a protein of 279 amino acids.